ACAAACAGAAGGAAAAUGCGGAAGUGAAAUUACGAGUGGAUUAGUUUUUUUGUGACCACUAUUCUUUCCUCGUGGAGGAAACGACCUGCUGAAUAGCCAACUCGUUAUCAGUCACCUUAAAAUGUCAAAACAACAGUUGUUGCGUGUGUUUUUAAAUGAGCGCUUAACUGCGGCUGCUGUGGAGAUUUUCGGUGCAGUUGAGAAAAAGGUAGUGGAGUACCAGGAGGAGAAUGAUCGGCUACGGAGACUGCUGGGGAUCAAACCGGAGGUUAAACUAUGUAGUACAGACUCCCUGCAGCUCUCUGUCUCUGAAGAGGAGGUUCCCCCUGAGCAGCAGCACUGUGAGCAGGAGUGGAGCCCCAGUCUGGGACAGAAGGACCCAGAGACCAAACAGAUUAAAGAGGAACAGGAGGAAGUCAGGACCAGUCAGGAGGAAGAGCAGCUUCAAGGGCUCGUUGAUACCAAAGACUCCAUAUUAACUACUUCCUGUGUGAAAAGUGAAUGUGAUCAGAAGGACCCAUGUCAAGAAGCCGUACUAGCUGAACACCCAACUCUCAGUCCACUGAAAACAUCUAAACUACAGUUGUUUUGUGUGUUUUUAAAUGAAUGUUUAACGACAUCUGCUGCUGUUGAGAUUCUUGGUGCGAUUGAGGAAACUGUAGCAGAGUACCAGGAGGAGAAUGAUCUGCUACGGAGACUGCUGCGGAGGACACCAGAGAUACAACUAUGUAGAAUAGACUCCCUGCAGCUCUCUGUCUCUGAAGAGGAGGUUCCCCCUGAGCAGCAGCACUGUGAGCAGGAGUGGAGCCCCAGUCUGGGACAGAAGGACCCAGAGACCAAACAGAUUAAAGAGGAACAGGAGGAAGUCAGGACCAGUCAGGAGGAAGAGCAGCUUCAAGGUCUCUUUGAUACCAAAGACUCCAUAUUCACUACUUCCUGUGUGAAAAGUGAAUGUGAUCAGGAGGACCAAACCAAGACUGUGGAGAACAGAGAGAGAGACUCUAAACCAGUGAAUCUCAAACCUUCUGUCACUGUGACCCACAUUAAGGGUCUCAACAUUCCCUGUUACCCUCCAGAUAAUCAAAACAAUGCCUCCAGACACAGUUCAGCUGUAAGCAGCUACACAGUAGGACUUGACAGCUGCCCACCAUUGGAUCCCAGUCCACCAUUGGAUCCCAGUCCACCAUUGGAUCCCAGUCCACCAUUGGAUCCCAGUCCCAGUCCAAUGGGGGAACACUGUUCCAAACCCAGCACCACAGCUAGAAAAACCUACUACUGCCGUGACUGUGGUGCAAGAUUUGUUCUGAAAGCUGACCUGCAGAGACACGUGACUCUCUACAGUAAGAUACCCAGUGAAUGUAGUUCCUGCCAAAAACGCUACAACUCCACCUGUAAACUGAAGGCCCAUGUCCGACUCUGUCACAGUGGUAAACCCUGCACCUGCCCUGUUUGUGGAAAGACCUUCAAACUCAAAGGAGUUCUGUCCAGACACAUGAGGAUUCACACAGGAGAGAAACCGUUUACCUGUGGUGAGUGUGGGAAAAGCUUCAAUCGCACGGAUUUCCUAACCAGGCAUAAACUGACUCACACAGGAGAGAAGCCAUUCACCUGUGGUGACUGUGGGAAAAGCUUCAAUCGGAAGGAGACCUUAACUACGCACAAACUGACUCACACCAAAGAGAAACCAUUUAGCUGUGAUGAGUGUGGGAAAGGCUUCAAUCGGAUGGUGAGCCUAACCUCUCAUGAACUGACUCACACAGCAGAGAAACCAUUUAGCUGUGGUGACUGUGGGAAAAGCUUCCAUGUCAAAAGGAGCCUAACCAGGCAUAAAUUGACUCACACCAGAGAGAAACCAUUUAGCUGUGGUGACUGUGGGAAAAUCUUCCAUCUCAAAAGCAACCUAACUAGGCACAAACUGACUCACACCAGAGAGAAGCCAUUUACCUGUGGUGACUGUGGGAAAAGCUUCAAUCGGAAGGAUACCUUAACUUUGCACAAAUUGACUCACACCAGAGAGAAACAAUUUAGCUGUGAUGAGUGUGGGAAAGGCUUCAAUCAGAAGUUGAGCCUAACCACUCAUGAACGGACUCACACCAGAGAGAAACCAUUUAGCUGUGGUGACUGUGGGAAAAGCUUCCAUCUCAAAAGGAACCUAACCAGGCAUAAACUGACUCACACCAGAGAGAAACCAUUUAGCUGUGGUGACUGUGGGAAAAGCUUCCAUCUCAAAAGGAACCUAACCAGGCAUAAACUGACUCACACCAGAGAGAAACCAUUUAGCUGUGGUGACUGUGAGAAAAGCUUCAAUCGCAAGGAUACCUUAACUACGCACAAACUGACUCACACCAGAGAGAAACAAUUUAGCUGUGAUGAGUGUGGGAAAGGCUUCAAUCGGAAGGUGAGCCUAAACACUCACGAACGGACUCACACAGCAGAGAAACCAUUCACCUGUGGUGACUGUGGGAAGAGUUUUAUUUAUAAGAGGGGCCUAAUGAGACAUAAACUGAUUCACACAGGAGAGAAACCAUUUAGCUGUGGUGACUGAGGGAAAAGUUUCAAUCGCAAGGAGACCUUAACUACACACAGACUCACAGCAGAGAUAAACCAUUUAGCUGUAGUAACUGAGGGAAAAAAUUAAAUCGGAAACAACAUGGCUGCUCAGUCUGUGAUAAUAUAUUAAUUCAGAAGACUAAUCUGCUAACACGUGAAAAACAACCACAAAGAAAGUAAAUGAGGACACAGAGAGGAGACUAAGAGAGUAUUGAGAUACACCUGUGGACCAACUCUAACUGGUUCUCCUGAUCCUGCUCAGUCCAAUGUCACAGUAAUUAUAUAAUGGGACUGUUGUCUGAACCUAACAGGUAAUGUUGCUGCUCUCUGUGUAUGAAAUGGACAAUUUGCAGUUCAGACAACCACCACUUUUUAGAUGAACAACUGAGGGAUGAUGUUGGAGAGUUGUGAACACUCAAUGUUGUAGACAGAUAUGUAGAUACAAGAUGUCCAGAUCUGAUGCAGGGUUUUCCAAUAGGCGGCCCGUUGGUGGUUUUAUUUGGCUCGCAAGUUUUCUGAGCAAAACAAGAUAAUAUAUAGAAUUUUUGUAUU
Oncorhynchus tshawytscha (Chinook salmon) is the source of this 3102-nucleotide messenger RNA. RefSeq names its product oocyte zinc finger protein XlCOF6-like. The transcript is spliced from 3 exons. The record is from RefSeq and is a predicted model, not a curated record. Gene Ontology annotation, molecular function: RNA polymerase II cis-regulatory region sequence-specific DNA binding; DNA-binding transcription factor activity, RNA polymerase II-specific. Lineage: Eukaryota; Metazoa; Chordata; Actinopteri; Salmoniformes; Salmonidae. The coding region runs from base 122 to 2545 and encodes 807 amino acids. Gene Ontology annotation, biological process: regulation of transcription by RNA polymerase II.